AUGGACACGGGCACCGGCCAGCCUCAGGAUGAAGAGCAGAUCGCGGCGUCCCCACAGCCGCCGCCGUGGCCGCCGCCAAAACCGUCGCAGCCUCAGCCGCCGCAGCCGCCGCAGCCUCCGCCGCCGCCGCAGCCGCCGCCGCCCGCUCCCCCGCUCCCCACUGCCCCUUCGCCAAAACCGGUACCGCAGUUCUGUCCUGAGCCUUCUCCAGAACUCGGUCCGGAGGCGCCCCCAGAAUUAGCCGCAGAACUAGAAACAGAUCCGAUUCCAGAACCAGACUCGGAACCGCCAGAGCUGGACAUAGAACUAGACUCAGAACAAAUCUCAGAACCAGGUCCCAAACCGACCCGGGAACCCGUACCAGAAUCAGCCCCAGAGCCGGCCCAAGAGCUAGUCACAGAAUCUGCCACAGAACCGGCCUCCGAGUGGGUCCCAGGAAUAGACUCAGAACCCGCCCCAGAACCGGUCCCAGAACUAGACUCAGAACCGACCCCAGAGCCGGUCCCAGAUCUAGACAUAGACCCUGCUCCGGAAUGGGUCCCAGAAUCUGCACCAGAUCGGGCCCUCGAGCCGGUCCCAGGACUAGAUUCAGAACCUGCCCCAGAGCUGGUUCCAAAACUAGACACAGACCCGGCCCCAGAGCCGCUCUUAGAACUUCCACCAGAACCGGCCCCAGAGUCGAACCCAGAGCUUGCCCCCAAAUCGGUCCCAGAACCGAUUCCUGAAUCAGCCACAGAUUCAUGCCCUGAACCAAUUCCCGAGAGCUGUCCGGAGCCGAAUCCAGCACCAUGCCUAUUGCCGCGUCUGACAGUCGCUGCGAAGGCGCUGACCACCCCGUCGCUGCCGCGAUCACCAAGACUACCUUCCAGCAUAAAGCCAAGAUCUGCAAACAAACACAUUGGGUGGGAAUAUUUCCACUCGGAUUCUCGGCUGCAGAACGGCGGCGGCGGUUCUGGGAUGGUCAUGUCUUUCAGAGAAAUACUUGCAGAUGUGUUAACUCUGUGGUGCACAAACCAACAGAGAAUAUUGAAAGAAGGACCUCUGAUGAAGAGCUGCAAUUCUUUCCAGAGAUGGAAAGUUAGAUACUUUCUAGUACGAGGACAAAACCUGUACUUUGCGCACCAUCCUUCGUUUGCACGGUUUGAAACAAUUGAUCUUUCCCAAGUUGCCUUGGCAGAAAGCAGCUGUAGGAAUCUUUGGCACAGUUUUUCUGUAAUCACACCAGAACAAAAAGUUACCUUGGCUGCACCAAAUCGGAAAGACAUGGAAGAAUGGAUAAAUGUCAUAAAAACUGUACAACAGGGAGAAAUUCAUAAGAUACCGGCAGCAGAAAACAACCCUUUUCUUGUUGGAAUGCACUAUUGGUAUGCCAGCCAGAGCUCUAAGACCCAGCACUGCAAUAUCUGUCGGGAAACCAUUCCUGCUCUGUCUAGAAAUGUGAUCGUCUGUGAAGUAUGCAAAGUGAAGUCUCACAAAUUAUGUGCUUUGAGAGCUAGUAAAGACUGCAAGUGGAAUACUUUGUCUGUCACUGAUGAUCUUCUUCUGCCUGCAAAUGAAAUAGAAACUAUGCCACAUCAGUGGGUAGAAGGAAAUAUAUCUGUUGAUUCUCAAUGUGCAGUUUGUCAUAAAAAAUGUGGUAGCAAUCAAAGACUUCAGGAUUACCGCUGCCUGUGGUGUCAUCAAACGGUGCAUGAUGACUGCAGGCGGUGGUUUUCCAAGGAAUGCUGCUGUGGGAGUCAUCAUCCAUCCAUCAUCCCUCCCACAGCUAUCAGCGAUCCCAAAGGGGAUGGUCAAUUAGUAAUAUCAUCAGACUUCUGGAAUCUUGAUUGGUCAUCACCCUGUUCAUGUCCCCUUCUCAUCUUCAUCAAUUCAAAAAGCGGUGAUCACCAGGGGGUCGUCUUUCUCAGGAAAUUCAAGCAAUACCUCAACCCAUCUCAAGUUUUUGACCUAUCGAAGGGUGGACCAGAAGCCGGGCUCUGCAUGUUCAAAAAUUUUGCUCGCUUUCGUAUUGUAGUUUGUGGUGGAGAUGGUAGCAUAAGCUGGGUCUUAUCGGUGAUUGAUGACUUUGGAUUACAUGAAAGGUGUCAGCUAGCAGUCGUCCCGCUUGGAACAGGCAACGAUUUGGCCCGCAUCCUAGGCUGGGGUGCUUUCUGGAACAAAAAUAAGUCUCCUUUGAACAUCCUCAACAGAGUAGAGCAGGCUCGUGUCAGGACUCUAGACAGAUGGAGUGUGAUGAUCCGUGAGACUCCCAAACAGACCUUACUACGAGGAGGAGCAGUUGAAAUAGAUGUAUCCAAGUUUGAGGCUGCUGCCAUCCGGAACUUAGAGUCUGCAAACACUGAGUUGAACAAAAUCCUGAGAGCCAAGUACCCCACAGAGAUAGUCAUUGCAGCGAGAUUCCUGUGCUCAGCUGUAGAAGAUUUCAUGCUUGAUAUUGUAAAGGCCUGGAGUAGAAUAAAACAGAACAAUACAGCAAUAGAGUCUGUUAUUUUGAAAAGUGACAUCAUGUAUGACAAGCUCAGUGUCCUUAUUGAUAUCCUUACUGAGGAGGGAUCAGUUGAGUGUGUUAAAGUAGGUGCAGUGAUCAGCAAAGCAGGUGGGAAGCCCUUCAUACCUCAAAUAGACCACACGAACAAAUGCAAGCUGGAGCUGGCGACAAAGGCCCAGAACCUCCAGAAAUCCUUGAAACUCAUCGUAUUCCAAGUUGAACAAGUUCUAGAUGAACAAAGUCGACAGACCAUUUCAGUUAAGAACUUUAGUUCAGCUUUCUGCCUUGAAGAUGACUCCGAAGAUAUUAGCCAGAUGAGCCCAAGAACACGUUCUCAACGUGGUGCUUUGGCUUCUAUAUCUUCUCUCAAAAAUGAAGACUUAGAACAUCUCAAUUUGGAGUAUUUACAUCUCAAACCUGAAACUAUACGCUUCAAAGAAAGAUGUGUCAUGAAUAACUAUUUUGGAAUUGGAUUGGAUGCUAAAAUUUCUCUGGAGUUCAACACCAGAAGAGAUGAACACCCAGAUCAAUACAAUAACCGCCUCAAGAAUAAGAUGUGGUAUGGGCUACUGGGAAGCAAGGAAAUUUUCCAGCGCUCUUACAGGAAACUAGAGGAACGAGUGCACCUGGAGUGUGAUGGAGAAGCCAUUUACUUGCCAAACCUGCAAGGCAUUGUAGUGCUCAACAUUACCAGCUAUGCUGGAGGUAUAAAUUUCUGGGGAAGCAGCACAGCUACCACAGAAUAUGAAGCUCCUGCCAUAGAUGAUGGGAAGCUGGAGGUAGUGGCAAUAUUUGGCUCCAUGCAGAUGGCAAUGUCACGCAUCAUCAAUCUACAUCAUCAUCGCAUCGCCCAGUGCCAUGAGGUGAUGAUAGCUAUUGAUGGUGAUGAAGGUAUCCCAGUGCAGGUGGAUGGGGAGGCCUGGGUUCAGAUGCCAGGCCUUAUCAAGAUAAGAUACAAGAAUGCUGCCCAGAUGUUAACAAGAGAUCGGGACUUUGAGAACUCGAUGCAAAAGUGGGAGUGCAAGCAUGCUGAAAUUCAAGCUGCCACUCAACCACAGUUGGAUUUACAAGAACUUCAAAACAGCCUUUCAGAUGAGGAGUAUGCACAAAUACAGCGCUUAGCUCAGCUAGCAGAUAUCCUCAUCAGCAGACUUACUGACCUGAACAAGGUACAACAAUAUGUGUAUGUUCUCAUGGAUUCUGUGAAUGCCAGUGCUAAGAUCUUGAAUGAGAUAUUUUAUAGCCAACACAAUGAGUCUGGUGCAGCUUCCUGCACUCCCACUGAGACUAUAAGCAGAAAUGAUGCCAUAGAUGUUACAUUUAGUCUGAAGGGGCUCUAUGAUGACACCAAAACUUUCCUGGAUGAAAAUUUGCUGAGAAAUGUUGAAAAUGAGGCCAUGCUGAAAACUACACUGGAUGCCAUGAAUCAGGAGUUUGAAAAACUCUCUAAAAUCGACUGGAUUAAUCCUAUUCUUUUUCCAGAGGAGGAAUAUUCAGAAUUUCACAGUAGACACCACAAAUUGAAAAUAAAAUUUCCAAAAUUUGGGAAGAAGUCAAAAAAGGAAGAUAAGGCUAAAUCAAGGAAACGAAUUCAGAGUUUUCUUGACAGUCUCUUCAAGUACAAAUAUUCUGUUUUAUUUGAAUGUUUGAGCCAUCCUUUCAGUACUGAAUUCAAGUAUUACUGA
Molecule: messenger RNA, 4173 nt
Organism: Sorex fumeus (smoky shrew)
Lineage: Eukaryota; Metazoa; Chordata; Mammalia; Eulipotyphla; Soricidae
Gene: DGKK
Product: diacylglycerol kinase kappa
Exons: 30
Coding region: 1-4173 (1390 amino acids)
Biological process (GO): lipid phosphorylation; diacylglycerol metabolic process; intracellular signal transduction
Molecular function (GO): ATP-dependent diacylglycerol kinase activity
Source: RefSeq, a predicted model, not a curated record